This is a messenger RNA of Fusarium graminearum PH-1, 3012 nucleotides long. RefSeq lists its product as uncharacterized. Gene Ontology annotation, cellular component: cytoplasm. The record is from RefSeq and is a predicted model, not a curated record. Lineage: Eukaryota; Fungi; Ascomycota; Sordariomycetes; Hypocreales; Nectriaceae. The transcript has 9 exons. Gene Ontology annotation, molecular function: metal ion binding; glycerophospholipase activity. The coding region runs from base 1 to 3012 and encodes 1003 amino acids.
AUGGCCCCGGUGGCUGCUGACAAGAAGACUGAGAAGUCCUAUUUGAGUUCCGCAGUUGAUUCGAUCAACCCUUGGGCUGCCAGUCGCAGUACAACCCCGAUUCAAAAGCCCAAAGCGGAACCGGAUAGUCUUCUGGCCGCGGCGCCUGCGAAUCCUGACGACCAUAGCACAACUCAUCUAUAUGGCCAGAGUUUCCGAACAUAUCCUUCAGGAUGCCCUGCACUGAAGGUUCAAUGGUUUCACGCCGUAGAUGUUCCUAAGCGAAAACCUAAACUAAGCCGUUCGACGGAACCUGAGCAAGUUUCCACGUUGCCCAAAAAAUUCAAUGCGUUUUCGACCUCAGACUCGAGAGCUCUUGAAGCUGAGUAUCAGAAGCUGCUCGAGAAAACGGAAAGUACUCGGAGCCAAGCUCUUGGAAGCACAAACGUGGCUACAAGAAAGCGCAAAGCAGAAGUAACAGGCGAUGCCACAGGUGAUAUCUCGGAUCAGGCUGCCGGCAUCCCAUGUUCACAGUCAACUGGCACUCGUGUCCCGGUGAACGAGGACUUCCUGUUUGACGUAGAUAUUGAAUCCCGUGAACUGGCCCCUGUCUAUUGGCUUGGGCCAGUUUAUAGUGUUCGACGCGGAACAUGGUUCUACCAAGAAGGCUCAAACCUGCGUCCUUGCGAGGAGAACCUAGCUGCCCAGCUUGAGGAGGGUUAUCUUAAAAUGAAGCCAUGGCUAUAUCCCACAAGGGAUCGUAGCCCAUCGGGUACGAGGCGAAAUAUGACACCAAAGGCGUCCCAAGAGAACCUAAGGUCAUCAACCAAGGGCCCAGUAGAGAACAUCGCCGUAUCGCAAGUUGGUGAUGCUUCACCAAUAGAGCCACCUUCCCGCGGCCAGACUGAACCUCAGUCGUAUCGCUUGUUUGGAAUACACAUGAACAAGGGCAUGCUUUCGUGGGUGGCUUCCUCUAUGUACCAAAGAUUCUCUGGCGGGAGUUAUAUGAGCGGAGUGAAACUGGUUCGCGGUUACUCAGAGCCUUCCAAGAACAAAGAAAAAGAUGCGGAAAAGGACAAAAGUGAUGAAAAUAAGUCUGAAACUGGCGAGGAUGUGUUACCAAAGGAUGAAAAACAACAAAAGGUGUUGAAACGAAGAUCUGCGCCGCCUUCGACCAGAGCAUCACAGGAAGAACCGACCCAAGAAGGUGUGAAAAACAGCCCCAGUCAAGACCCUAGGCAAUCAACACUCCAGCGACAACUAUCCUCUCUUCUUGAAAGUGAAGGCAAGACCAAGGCUGAAAAGGAGGAAGAAAUACGCCGGCGGCAAGAACAAGAAAUUCAAGAUGACUAUAAUGCGCAGGCCGGCGAGACCCAAGGACGUGAAAUAGAGCAUCUGGUGCUUGUCACUCACGGUAUAGGUCAGCUCCUCAGCUUAAGAAUGGAGAGUAUCAACUUUGUACAUGAUGUCAACGUCCUCCGCAAGACAAUCAAGUCCGUUUAUGCCAACUCGGCAGACUUGAAGGCAUUGAACUCGGAGCUGGGAGCAGGGCCAGGUAAUAGCAGAGUGCAGGUGCUCCCAGUCUGUUGGAGACACCUGCUAGACUUUCCCAAAAAGCGUGAGAAGAAAGGCGAGCGUGAUCUGGGGGAUCUCGAUGGUGACGAGGAUGAGUACCCAUCUUUAGAGGAUAUCACUAUUGAAGGUGUGGCUUUCGCCCGCUCCCUAAUUUCAGACCUUGCCUUGGAUGUUUUACUAUACCAAAGUUCGUACCGAGCUCAGAUUUCGAAGAUUGUUCUCAACGAAUGCAACAGAAUCUUCAAAUUGUUCAGAGAACGGAACCCGGAGUUUCGGGGCAAGGUGCAUCUGAUGGGCCACUCUUUAGGUUCGGCUAUCCUUUUCGACCUGCUGUGCCAACAGAGACGGGACCAGGCCCCAGUCUCGAGAUCAAUUCUGAGGCUAUGGCCAGCUCAGGAUAUUCCCGAAACACCCAGCAAAGACUCUGAUCUCAACCUAGAAUUCAAGGUUGAGGACUUCUUCUGUAUCGGGUCUCCGAUAGGCCUCUUUCAGAUGCUUAAGGGGCAGACGAUAGCAGCCAGACAAAACAUUCCAGCGGGCAAUGUCAUAAAUGACACAGGAGCAGGCACUUCAGAUGACAUUCUUCGCCCUGCCCCGCUUGCUUUAGGAUCAGGGCAGAUCUCCUCGGUGACUGGCCUUCCUGCGUCUGUUGCGUCACCAAAGGUUCAGCAGCUUUUCAAUAUCUUCCAUCCGUCAGACCCUAUUAGCUACCGCCUAGAGCCCCUGAUCUCGCCCUCUAUGUCAACAUUGAAGCCCCAGUUGCUACCUUACACGAAGAGAGGGAUCUUUGGCAAUGUUGCACCGCAGGGAUUAACAGGAAUCGGAGCCAAAGUUGGCCAGAGUGUCAGUGGAUUGUGGUCAAGCCUCAGUGCUGGCAUUGCCAGCAAUCUACUCAAUCGUUCUCUCGGGUUGAGCAGCGAAGAAGUGGCGCGACUUACGGCCAACGCAAGUCAAGGAGACAACGCUGAUGCUGCAGGAACUAAGCUGGUAACGAACCGAGACGUCUCCAGUGCCGCGGAAAAGUUGGAGGCAACAGAUGCACGAAUGAAAAAGCUCGCAGACUCUGCAACUGGCAACGUCGGACUUGACUUGAACAACGGAGAUCGUAAUCCAACACUGAUCGAUGACGAGAUUGAAACUUUGUAUUCUAGUUUCCAGAAAAGUCGCCAACGACCGACAAAAGACGAGGAUAAUGCAACGACAGCAGCAGAUGAAGAUAAGAAGGCGCGCAAGAUGCGCAACGAGGAGGCCAAAGUUCGAGCGCUUAACCGUAACGGCAGAGUUGAUUACAGUAUUCAAGAAAGUGUCCUCGACUUCAACCCGAUUAAUACGAUUGCAUCACACAUGGCAUACUGGGGCGACGAAGACGUAAAUCAUUUUGUUUUGUCGCAGUUAUUAUCGAGCCGAUCGAGCUUCAAAAGCAACCCCGGAGACUCGACUACGAAAGAGUCAACAUGA